UUCGAGUUUUAAUUAAAAAAAAAAUUGACAUUUGACAUUUUAUCUGUCAUUCCGUGAAAACGUCAACGUGUUUUAAAACGAUGUGUGUCGCCUAAGUCGCCCCCGGGAUUGUCUCGAGUCAUGUUUGGACCAGAAUUAGAAACCUAACCUCACUUGCCGAGAGCCCCCACAAAAUGCCACUACCGCAGAACGUGAACGUGAUUUUGGGCGCCGGUGUGUUUGGGAUCGUAUGUGCGGCCACACUUUACGUCGUCGAACGUUUUAAACAAGACCGGAGACGCCAUGCCAUGGCCAAAGACCUCGCCCGUUUGGAUAACGAACUUUCAGUCUUACGACGCGAAUUAGACAACCUUUUAGCAGCGCAACGACAAAAGGGGCUAAAACGGGCUAAAAAGACCAAGAAAUCGGAGAGUUUUGCGUCUUCGACCACGACGGAGGACUACUCAUCGGCGGUGGAUGCGGACAGUUCUGAUUUGGAGUUUUACGACGUGAGCGACGACGAGGGGGCCACGUCCACGGAUUUAACCCAAAUUGAUUCAGUUUUGGAUGAAGGCAAUGUAACCGAACUCGAGACGUGUCUCCAACAGUUGCAAACCUUGCGUCUGGAAGCCCCCGACAACCCCGAAUUGUUGUGGAGAGUUGCCAAAGCCCAUUAUCGCUUGUUUGAGAAGACUGACCAGCAACAGCACCUAUUUGAAGGCGUUGAGGCUUGCAAUGCAGCCCUAGGGCUGCGCCCUGAGCUCGCUAAUGUCCACAAAUGGUUGGCAAUUUUGUUAGGGUCACGAACCAAAUUCCAGCCCCUCAAAGACAAGAUUCUUGACGGUUUGAAAGUCAAACAGCAUGUGGAAGCAGCGUUGCGUUUGAGCCCCCAUGAUUCGGUCCUACACCACAUGCUGGGGCGGUUUUGUUACGAUAUGGCGGCGUUAAAGUGGUAUGAGAGGAAAGUAGCGACUGCCAUUGCUGCAGAUUUGCCCCAAUCGACGUACGAGGAGGCUUUGGGGCACUUUGAGGAGGCUGAGAGGCUAAAUAAGGACGAGUGGAAGAAGAAUUUGUUAUUUAUAGCUAAGUGUAAACUUAAUAUGGGGCUAGUGGAGGAGGGAGUGUGGGUUUUAGAAAAGGCAAAUGAAGUCAAGACUGAUAAUGGGGCCGAUAAUGAAGAUGAUAAGGAAGUCAAAGAAUUGCUUAAAAAACAUGCCCGAUAAUUUUAGGAAUUUUUAAUUUGUGUAGUUGGUAUUGUGCGAUUUUAAUGGGGGGCAAAUGGGGGUUUUAUUGUUUUUUACUACUUUUUAGCAUUCCGAAAUACACUCGUUAUUGGUUUUGUCUAUUUUUGUAGUUUUAAAAGUUAAUUAGAUGUAAAAAACAGUUGAAUAAAAUACAAUGUAGGGAAUUUGGCUAUUGAUAA
Tribolium madens (black flour beetle) is the source of this 1402-nucleotide messenger RNA. RefSeq names its product regulator of microtubule dynamics protein 1-like. The transcript is spliced from 4 exons. Bases 174 to 1202 code for a protein of 342 amino acids. Gene Ontology annotation, cellular component: cytoplasm; mitotic spindle pole; spindle microtubule. The record is from RefSeq and is a predicted model, not a curated record. NCBI's taxonomy places the organism in Eukaryota, Metazoa, Arthropoda, Insecta, Coleoptera, Tenebrionidae. Gene Ontology annotation, molecular function: microtubule binding.